AUGACCGUCCCUGCCGAGCACCCCAUCGAGACCCCCCCGAGGGCGCCCUCUCCUGUCCACAACUUCGGCACCCUCGCCGUUCACGCCGGCUCUCCCCACGACCCUGUAACCGGCGCCGUCAUCGAGCCCAUCUCCCUCUCUACCACAUUCGCGCAGACUGCCGUCGGUAAGCCCGUAGGCGUCUACGAGUACUCCCGCUCCAGCAACCCCAACCGCGACAACUUCGAGAAGGCCGUCGCCGCUCUCGAGCACGCGAAAUACGCCCUCGCCUUCUCCUCUGGCUCCGCGACCACCGCCGUCGUCCUCCAGUCACUCGCCGCAGGCUCCCACGUCAUCUCCGUCUCUGACGUCUACGGCGGCACCCACCGCUACUUCACCCAGGUCGCAAAGGCCCACGGCGUCAAGGUCACCUUCACUCCCGAGAUCGAGGUCGACAUCUCCGCCCACAUCACCCCCGCCACCAAGCUCGUCUGGAUCGAGAGCCCCUCCAACCCGACCCUCCGCCUCGUCGACAUCCGCGCCGUCGUCACCCAGGCCCACCAGCACGGCAUCCAGGUCGUCGUCGACAACACCUUCCUCUCCCCCUACGUCCAGAACCCCCUCGACCACGGCGCCGACAUCGUCGUCCACUCCGUCACAAAGUACAUCAACGGCCACUCCGACGUCGUCAUGGGCGUCGCCGCCUUCAACUCGGACGACCUCAAGGCCCGCCUCGGCUUCCUCCAGAACGCGAUCGGCGCCGUCCCCUCCGCCUUCGACUGCUGGCUCGCCCACCGCGGCCUCAAGACGCUUCACCUGCGCGCCCGCCAGGCCACCGUCAACGCCACCGCCGUCGCCGAGGCCCUCGAGGCCGCGACCGACAACGUCAUCGCCGUCAACUACCCCGGCCUCGACUCCCACCCCCACCGCGCCAUCGCGAAGAAGCAGCACCGCGACGCCAUGGGCGGCGGCAUGCUCUCCUUCCGCAUCAAGGGCGGCCACCCCGCCGCCGAGCGCUUCUGCCAGCUCACGAAGAUCUUCACCCUCGCCGAGUCCCUCGGCGGCGUUGAGUCGCUCGUCGAGGUCCCCAGCAGCAUGACCCACGCCGGCAUCCCCAAGGACCAGCGCGAGGCCGUCGGCGUCUUCGACGACCUCGUCCGCAUCAGCUGCGGUAUCGAGGACACGGACGACCUGCGCCGCGACGUCCUCAACGCCCUGAAGCAGGCUGUCGCGGAGCAGAACGGCACCAACGGAAAGAACGGCGUUAACGGACACUAG
Colletotrichum karsti is the source of this 1257-nucleotide messenger RNA. Its product is annotated as cystathionine gamma-lyase. Gene Ontology annotation, molecular function: pyridoxal phosphate binding; cystathionine gamma-lyase activity. Gene Ontology annotation, biological process: transsulfuration. The transcript has a single exon. Bases 1 to 1257 code for a protein of 418 amino acids. Lineage: Eukaryota; Fungi; Ascomycota; Sordariomycetes; Glomerellales; Glomerellaceae. Gene Ontology annotation, cellular component: cytoplasm. The record is from RefSeq and is a predicted model, not a curated record.